UGUGAAGUGUAGAGCCAACAGACUGUGUUCCGAGUCAGAGCUGGAGCUCAGGAGUCUCCUAGAGGACCCCCUGAUUGUCUUCUCUCGGUGGAGAACAUCUGUUGCUCAGGUGAUGGAGGCGUCCAGCCAGGUGACUGAUUUCUCCAAUAGUGCCAUGCUGCUGCAAACCAUACAGGGACUCCUAAAGGACAGUGUCCAGCUACAGGAGCGUCUGGGCUUGCUGCAGGACAAAGGGGACCUACUGGACUCUGUGUUUGGUCCUGAGAAGUCUGACGGGCUGCAGGAGCAGCUAAGUGCUGCUAUCAGAACCAGAGAGCAACUUCACAGUCAGCUGCUGCAGAGGAAGAGCCAGCUGCAGGUUUUGAUAUCUAAAACCAAAGACGCUGAUGAAACCUAUCAGCUGAUCAGUUCCAGGCUGUUGGAGUUCAGAGAGCAUCUGAAGGUAGCUGAUGUUCUUCAGCCAGACAUCCUCACAAAGAAGAGCCAGUUGGACCAGUUGCUGGUUCUUCAGAAGGACCUGGAGGAUGGAGAAGCCCAGCUGACAGCUCUGGAGACCCUGGUCAGCUGCAGUCCAAACAGCAGGACUCAGUACGAGAAGCUGUGUGCUGAUUGGACCGAGCUGCAGAGGAGAGUCAGGGUUAAAGUCCAGGAGGCCCAGGAGACCGUCUCAGACCACCAGAGUUUCCAUGGCGACCUGUUGAACAUGCAGAAAUGGAUGAUGGUCAUGAGACAGAAGCUGGAGUCCUUCUGCAGCCAAUCAGGAGGAAGGACCGUACUAACGCGCCACCCUGAAGCUCAGAGGGCGCUGGAGGAGUUUCCUGAGAAAGAGCUGCAGCUGCAGCAGAUGGAGGUCCAGGUUCAGAAGGUCCUGAGCAGAACUUCCAGUGAUGGACAGGUCCACAUCCAGAGGGACAUGGAUGGUCUCAAUAAGACCUGGGAUGACCUGAAUGACCUGAGCUGGAACCUUCACAGUCUCUCUUUAUCCACAGAGACUGAUUCUGGAUCAGCAGGGCAGUCCGAUUGUCCUCCAUUGUUCAGUGGACCUGGUUCUACGGGACUAGAACAAGAUGGUUCUGAUGGUACCGACUGGCUCAGAGUGAGACCUGCUGGAGGUGUGGAACCAGGCGCGUUCUGCAGAGAAGGCAACAGCAGGGGUACCAGCUGUACCCGGUUCAAGGCCUGGCUGUCCAGAGAGAACCAGAUGUUGUCAGCAGUUAAAACCAACGAGGCAGAACUUGGUCCUGAGGAGGUCCGAACCAAACAGGAAACACUUCAGGCUCUGAGGUCCAGACUGCCUGAAGGUCAGGAGAUGUUCAAGAUGAUGCUCCUGGAAAAUCAGAAUGAUGAGGGGGAAGAUGAAGUUGUGGAGGACCUUCGCUACAGCUGGAUGCUCUAUAAAUCCAAGCUGAAGGAGAACAGCUGCAUCAGAACCAAGAAUAUAACCCGCUCCAAGAAACCCACGGGCACUCAGAAGGAGGCCACGCCCAGAGCGAAGACACAAAAGAACCCUGGGCUGCUCCAGAGGAUCUGCCGUCUGGCUCUUCUUCUGUGGCUCCUCCUCCUGUCUCUGCUGCUCCUCGCCUUCCUGCUGCCGCUCAUGGACGAAGGAAACAGCUGUUCCCUCUCCAACAACUUUGCUCGAUCCUUCAGUGUCAUGCUGCGCUACGACGGGCCACCGCCUACAUAGGAACCACAACGGGACCAGAACCGGACCUGGUACCUCUGAGCAGGAACAGCCUGAGCGAUACCUGGAGAACGCUACGGUCAUUAAACCCGUUUAGAUUCUGACCAACUUCCCCUUGGGUAAAACUCACCAAGGAUGAGUCUGUAGCAGCUAACCAGCAGCUUAACAGUACUGGCCCCGCCCACCAUAACUCACCUGGCUGCAGGUGAGGAAGCUUCCACAUCGAGUUAUCGUGCUUGUUUCAUUUACUUUGAGUUUGUUUUGAUCAGAAUAAAGUAACUUCAAACCUC
Nothobranchius furzeri (turquoise killifish) is the source of this 1974-nucleotide messenger RNA. Lineage: Eukaryota; Metazoa; Chordata; Actinopteri; Cyprinodontiformes; Nothobranchiidae. The record is from RefSeq and is a predicted model, not a curated record.